CACUGUGCGGCGGUGACGUGCGGCGUCUGGGAGCUGUCCCAGGAAUAAUGGUGCUGAAGCUGCAGCACCCAUCCAGCAGCCAAUGAUCACAGGAGGAUCCGGGGGCUCUUGUGCGGACGCUUUUCACCCGGAGCAGGACGGUCCGAAAGCCCGGGUGGAUUUUUUCACCCCUCUAUACCGGAUGGAUUUAAACCCCCCUCUGGUUCAGUCCUCGGAUCUGCGGAGAGAUUUGAUGAUUUGGGAAUGUAAAUGCUUCCCGGUGAGACGUGCAGCUGAGACCUGCAGUCUGGAUGAAAAUCUGUGAGGGAAACAGAGAAAUUGCGGAUCGUGUUGCUUGAAAUUGGUGUAUAUUUCCUCAGAUGUUUCAUUCUCAUGGACCUAAUGGCUUCAGACACUUGUUUGCAUCGAUGGGAUUUAUUUCCAUUUUCUGUUUACAUCUUCGCGGGAAGACAAUAAAACCUUUGGAAUAGUGAUCCGAUUCAGAAUAACAUAAACUAAAAGAGCUCAUUUAAACCCCGACAACCCGCGUUUCAUCCAACCACGCAUGCAGCGGUGUUUGCUUAUGCCGGGGACACAAACGGCACUCGUCUUCCAGCACCUCGGCUCGGUGCUGUGAUCUUCUGGCCGGACACAGCCCGAUGCAGCGCAGCCGGGGCAUGCUGAAGAGCCGCUGCUGCGUCCUGCUUGGUGACCUGAGGGUGCUCCUUCUCGGGCCACGGGCACCGCCGACACCGCUGCCUCCGCUGACCCCCAUGAGCGGCCAAGCUUCGGAAAGCCAUGAGGCGAGCGUCACCGUCACCGUCCCCGACAACAACAACACCCUAACGCGGAGCCACCAGCAGCAGCAGCAGCAGCAGCAGAACGGAAGCGACCGGACUGUGCCGUCUGCGGCCGGAGCCGCCGGGGCCCCGGGCGGAGAGCGGCCGGUUGGGGGCUGGGUGGACGCCGCCGAGCUGUCCGCGGCUCUUCGCGGCUGUAGCAGCUCUUCUGAUGACUGCUCAAAGGGGAAGCUGGAGGAGAGGUUCUCUCUUACCAGCUACACGGAGAGUGGCUUCAGGACGCCUGUCUGCAGGAUCUGCUUCCAGGGACCAGAGCAUGGAGAGCUCCUGAGCCCGUGUCGCUGCAGUGGGUCGGUCCGCUGCACCCACCAGCCAUGCCUCAUCAAAUGGAUCAGCGAGAGAGGCUCCUGGGCCUGCGAGCUCUGUUACUACAAAUAUCAGGUCAUUGCCAUCAGCACCAAGAACCCAUUACAGUGGCAGGCCAUCUCCCUGACUGUGAUAGAGAAAGUGCAGAUAGCAGCAGCCAUAUUGGGUUCCUUAUUCUUGAUGGCGAGCAUCUCCUGGCUGGUCUGGUCCUCUUUCAGCCCGUCGGCUCGCUGGCAGCGCCAAGACCUGCUUUUCCAGAUAUGCUACGGCAUGUACGGCUUCAUGGACGUCGUCUGCAUCGCGUUAAUUGUCCACGAGGGACCCUCUGUGUUUCGCAUCUUCCACCGCUGGCAGGCCGUCAACCAGCAGUGGAAAGUUCUGAACUAUGACAAAUCGCUGGACAGCGACGACCUGAAGGAAGCAGUGGUGGACAGGACUCUGUCUCAGCCCGGUCAGGGCUACCAGAUCGGGAUAGGAGUGUCCGCCUCCAACUCCUCCCUGAUGGUGGUGGCCUCCACAGCCAACGGCUCCACUUCCACGGCCGUGGUGACGGCCGCGGGGGAACUGGGAGCGCACGUAGACCCCGAAAGCGGCACAACGGUGCCAGACCAACACUGUCCCUACAACAUCCUCCACCUACUCAGCCACCUGAGGCAGCCAGAGGCCCGCAGCCAACCCAGCAAUAGCACAAGAGAGCUGGUCAUGAGAGUCACCACAGUCUGAGCAGUCAGUUGAGGCCUUAUUCCAAACAGAGCUGAAAGAUUUCUGAACCAGCUGACGGUCAAAAAAAAAAAAAAAAGCAACAAAAAAAAAAAAUCCAACAAAAACAAAACAAGUGCUGUCUUAACCGCACUGGAUUGAUAACAUGUUCUUGUUUAUUUUGAAUUGCAUCUUUAAUGUCCUGACAUUGAUUGAAUAAAAGUCAAAGUGGUUUGAUUUGCAAA
Molecule: messenger RNA, 2089 nt
Organism: Poecilia reticulata (guppy)
Lineage: Eukaryota; Metazoa; Chordata; Actinopteri; Cyprinodontiformes; Poeciliidae
Gene: marchf4b
Product: membrane associated ring-CH-type finger 4b
Biological process (GO): protein ubiquitination
Molecular function (GO): ubiquitin-protein transferase activity; zinc ion binding
Source: RefSeq, a predicted model, not a curated record